UAGCUAAAAAACUUCAAAGUUCGGGAAUAAAAACUUCGAACUUUAACACAAGUGGUGGACUGGUGGGAGUUUUAAAUUUAAUCACCAAAGUUUCUUAAUCUUAACUUUGCAAGAAGGGCAAAGAAUCAUUUUCCCCUACACACCCAUUUCACUGAGUAACCCAGAAAAGCUACAGCAGCAGAGUUCACCAUGUCUCUCUCCACGAGGCUGAGACGCCCUCAACAGUCCGAUGAUCCUUCAUCAUCAUCAUCGCCGCCGCCGUCGUCAUUUUACUCGAAAGUCGACAAGCAAGGGAGCCUCUCCAACUAUUGGGAGCCUCUCCAUUUCCUUCUCUACAAAUCUGGUUUCCAAACUUGGGAAUACAGUUCACAGUUUGCACUUCGCUCCUAUUUGUACAUUCUUUUCCAUGAAUUGGUGGGUCGACCUGCUUCCUGGUUGUUUGCUGAGGAAAAAUUGAGAGUAUUCUAUGCUGUUAGAAUCUUUCUUGCUCUCCUUUCUGUUAUCACUGACACUGUUCUGGUAGUUGCUCUUUCAAGAAAGUAUGGAAAACGUCUUGCUUCUUACACACUUGUAAUGCUAUGCUUAACCAGCGGUUGUUUUUUUGCUAGCACAAGUUUCUUGCCAAGCUCAUUCUCUAUGUAUGCCAUGUCUCUUUCAUCCGGGUUAUUUCUACUUGAUAAAUACACCAUGUCAGUUACAAUCGCAGCUGUAGGCGUAAUCCUUGGCUGGCCAUUCUCAAUCUUAGCUUUCUUACCAGUCACAUUCUACUCUCUAGCUAGAAGAUUCAAACAAGCUUUUCUUGCCGGGGCCGCUAUCUCUGUUGCUCUUCUUGUCUCGUCGGUUCUCGUUGAUCAUUACUACUACAGCGGAUGGACAUCCUCUCUGUUAAAUCUGUUGAUCUAUAAUGUUGCAGGAGGCGGUGAGAGCCAUUUGUAUGGAACUGAGGGGCCGCUAUAUUAUCUGAGGAAUGGAUUUAACAAUUCUAACUUUUGUUUUGUACUUGCAUUGCUGUUUUUGGCAAUGGUGCCGAUUGCAAGGAAAAAGUAUGCCCCCAACUUGCUGAUUGUUGUCUCACCAGUUUAUAUUUGGUUGGCAUUCAUGUCUUUGCAGCCACACAAAGAAGAAAGGUUCCUUUAUCCAAUAUAUCCACUAAUUUGUGUUGCUGCUUCGGCUGUCAUUGAGAGCUUUCCUGAUGUUUUCCGAUUCGAUUAUGAUUCCCAAGGAAAUUCUCCGACGGUUAUGACAGCAAAGAUUCUUAGACCGGUGGUUCUUAGCCUUAUAUUAUGUGCCUCCCAUGCUCGUACGUUUUCAGUGAUCAAUGGUUAUUCUGCGCCUAUAGAGGUUUACAAGCUUUUAGAGGAUCAUGACGAUGUAGGAACAGGUUCUAUACUCUGCGUUGGAAAUGAAUGGCACCGUUUCCCAUCAUCGUUUUUUGUUCCUGAUUAUGUGGGAGAGGUUCGUUGGAUUGAUGAUGGGUUCCGAGGACUUCUUCCCUUCCCCUUCAAUUCUACCUUGGGUGGAACUGCAGCAGCGCCACCAUAUCUUAACAGUAAGAACAAAGCGUCUGACUUGCAAUAUCUCCGGGAUCUUGAUCAAUGUACAUUCCUUGUUGAGCUGCAGCUUAGUCGGCCUUUCCCUUCUCGGGGAAGUGACUUAUCAACUUGGGAGGUGAUUGGAGCGUUGCCUUACUUAGACAGAGAGCUCUCGCCUGCCAAGUACCGGUCCUUUUUCAUCCCGUAUCUGUGGCAGCACAAGAAUAUUUUUGGCAUGUACAAGCUGCAUAGAAGGGUACCGAAAUGAAGGCAGAUGGUACCGAAAUGAAGGGAGAUGGUUUAAUGGAUCACACCUUGGUUCUGACAGUGUUAGAUUCUGAACCAGCAUGACUUGUCUAAAGUGCUAACCCGCCUUCUCUUCGGAGGGAAAAAGAAAGAAAAGUAAAAGGAAGAACCCCUUUUUUGACGUAGUUUUAACUGUUUUGGUUGGUGUGACUUCCUCAAAGUUCUUACAGAAAAAUGAGUGGUCGAGUUCAAUGGUGCCUUGGAUUGCGUGUAUUUCUAACCGUUUGAUGUGCAUAAGCACCAAACUGAGAAUUUGUAAUUGAUGGAAGACUACACUUCUCUCUCUUUUUUUUGCCCCA
This is a messenger RNA of Pyrus x bretschneideri (Chinese white pear), 2137 nucleotides long. RefSeq names its product dol-P-Man:Man(6)GlcNAc(2)-PP-Dol alpha-1,2-mannosyltransferase-like. Gene Ontology annotation, biological process: protein N-linked glycosylation. The coding region runs from base 190 to 1800 and encodes 536 amino acids. The record is from RefSeq and is a predicted model, not a curated record. Gene Ontology annotation, molecular function: alpha-1,2-mannosyltransferase activity. Gene Ontology annotation, cellular component: endoplasmic reticulum membrane. Lineage: Eukaryota; Viridiplantae; Streptophyta; Magnoliopsida; Rosales; Rosaceae. The transcript has 10 exons.